Molecule: messenger RNA, 3033 nt
Organism: Vidua chalybeata
Lineage: Eukaryota; Metazoa; Chordata; Aves; Passeriformes; Viduidae
Gene: PPP1R27
Product: protein phosphatase 1 regulatory subunit 27
Exons: 3
Coding region: 2332-2820 (162 amino acids)
Molecular function (GO): phosphatase binding
Source: RefSeq, a predicted model, not a curated record
GGGGUGUGUGUCACUUUCUCCAAUUAGUAAAGGAAAAGAACACCCCAAUGCUCAUGUCCUGUCUGGAUUCCAUGGGCUUGUGCAGGUGCUCUCUUAGCAGUGAGCGGGCCGUGGUUUGGCUCUGAGAGCGCACAGCCCCUGGGCCAGCUGGCUGGGCUGAGGGGACAUUGCUCUGGAGCAGUGAAUUGGGGCACGCCGGGGCUGCUGUGGCUCUGCUGGUCAGGCUCACAUGACCCCGUGAGCCACGCUGCUAUUUCCAAACCUGCUGCUUGCUGCUGAAGGUAUUUUGGUUAGAAAACAUGCUAUAAAUGUCACAGGGAGGGCGUGGUGAGGCUAGAGGACAACUGGGGGCACCUCUGUGUCUCAGCGAGUGGGAUGUGUGCUGGAGCAGUGGCCCAGGGCUGUUGGACAACCCUUGUGUCUGUCUCCAGCUCCACCCUUCUGCUGUGCCCUGGCAGAGCCCGAUGUGCUGCUCCCAAACUUUGGGCACAGCAGCACCAGGGCUGGGGCUGAGCAGGCCCCCACUCACCACGGCAUCAGGAAGGGCUGUCCCUGCCAGAGCAGCAGCCAGGUGUGUGUGACACCUGUACCUGCAGUUACAUGGGGGAGCACCUUUGAAGACGCCUCCCUCCAGGCCAUGUCCCCAUGUGACUGAAGGUAGGCAGUGGCCACUGCUGCACCCCAACAAACCCAGCAGUGCUGGUGACCUGGGCUGGUUGGUGACAGCUGCUUUGUCUUUGGGAGUGGGGAGGAAGGGAAUCCCACUAGUAAAGUUCCACUGAAAGAUGCUGUCUAGAAUUGGACUCGAAUAGGUCUAGUUUUGCACAGACAGUUAACUGUGACCAUGUCUGAGCUCUGCAGCGGCUCUCCUCUUCCUGGGCAGAGACCUGCUGUGCUCAGCUUAGAGGAGAUGCCUCUCCUAGCCCAAGGCUCCCUGUGGCAGAGCAGCAGCUUAGCAGCCAUCUGAUGUACAUGCCUAAUUGCUGUUCCAAGAAAGCAGGCUGGAAGUGUUCUGUCCCCAGCGCUCAGCUUGGAUGCUGUGUGCUGUGUUCAGGCUCAUCUAAGCACAAGCAGAUGCUUGGCCAAGAGAUCGAUGCCUUGGCCAGCAGAUAAACAAGAGCAGGAGUUGUAAGGUGUGUGGCUGACCGUGCUGCUGGGGUCAGGGCACGGGUCUGCAGCAGGAGAGGCAGAGUGAAACCCCUGACUCCCAAAGCAGCAUAGGGAUUUUUUCUGACACACCUGCCUGGGCAAUCCCCAUCAGCACGACAGAGCACAAAAUGCUUCAGUGUCUGACAUGCCCAAACUUUGAUGGGAGAAAACAGUGGUUGUUUAAACCCUUGAUGGACCUGAAUGAUUCCUCUGUGGCAGAUGGUUCUGCUUUGGGUCACGACAGUGUAGCUGGAGAGUACCAGAGGCAGAAGCUGUCUGGUGGUGGUGCUGUUCUCCUGUUCCUCUAAGCCUGCUUGCAGUAGCCUGCCCUCAGCAGCAGCUGCUUCCCUGUCUCGAGUAGGGCAAGGAACACCAGGGACCAGCAGUGCAGGCUUCUGGUUUUGUACCUGUCUUGGGAUCACCAGCAGCACCUCUGUCCUCUCAAGGGCACAGGGGACAUCUGACACUCAGGUUGUGCCUCCUUGCUGGGCUGUGUGCUGUCACAGUUGUGCUGGGCAGCACAGCUCCUCCUGCUCCUUUCAAGUUGUCUCCUGCAGCUACAGGAGGGUGACAGCUCCAGAUGUGUUUGUGCCCACGGCCCUGGCACACCCACACGGCACUAGCCAGCUGGGACACGAGCGGCCAGUGCCCCGUGCUGCUGGUUGUGCCCGUGCCCCUUCCCCCAGAAGGGCUUGAUGUUGGGAAAUUGCUUCCAGGCUCUCCUGAAGGGCUACCCGUGCAAGAGUAGAUUUGACCCCUUGGAUGGGGCACAUCAACAGGUGGGUGGUAAGAUGAGACACCAACUUCUGCCCAAAAGUGGGAGGCUGCAGGCCUGGGCGGCUCGAUUACGAAGCAUCAUGGCAAAUAGCAUGAGCUGCACGUCCCCAAAAUAGCCCAGGGGAGCCUUUAUAACGUGCUGCUCCCAGAGAAUCAUCAGUGCCGGGCCAAGGGCCUGUAGGUGAGCUGCAAGUGCCAGGUGCCACCUCCUGCAUGUGACUCAGGGAGUGCAGGAGAGCACGGUGGCUGCCACUGCCCUGCGGCAAGGGGCCACGGCCACGGGCGGGGGCACGGCAGGAGCGCGGCACUGCGGGGCCGGCACGCGUCCGCAGCUGGAGGGCCCCUGACGGGCAGAGCAGGAGGCAGCGGCGCGGCGAGGGGCCGGGCCGUGUGCCAGCAGCCCCCAUGCCGCUGUGCCUGAAGGCUGCCGUCAGCACGAGGGACUAUUGCCCCGUGGGGCCGCGCUACGGCCGCUGCGCGCCGCGGCUCCGGGCCUCGCGCACCGUGCGCUUCCCCAACGACGUCGUCUUUCAGGACCACAUCAAGCAGGGGGACCUGGAGCAGGUGGGCAGGUUCAUACGAGCCAGGAAGGUGACGCUGGACACCAUCUACCCUUCUGGUAUGGCAGCCCUCCAUGAAGCCGUGCUGACGGGAAACCUGGACUGUGUCAAGCUCCUGGUGAAAUACGGCGCUGACAUCCACCAGAGAGACGAGAACGGCUGGACGCCCCUGCACAUGGCCUGCAGCGACGGCUACGCCGACAUCGCCAGGUACCUCCUGUCGCUCGGGGCCAGCCUGGAGGCCACCACCGACGACGGGGAGAGACCCUCGGACCUCAUCGACCCCGAGUACGAGGACCUGGUGCAGCUCUUCGGAGCCACCGCGCUGCGCUGAGCCGGGCACGGCGAAAAGCGGCCCCGAGCGCUCGGGGCCGGGCCGGGCCGGGGGGCUGCGCCUGCCCGAGGACCGGGGCUGCGCCCGGGCUGGGCCCGGGCGGCGGCCGGGCAGCAGCGCUCGGUACUGCGAAUCGGGAACCACUUUGUACUUUUCCAAUAAAGCAUCUCGGUUACUGCCUCCGGUUUCUGCCUCCGGUUACUGCCUCCGGUU